CCGGUCAGCGCGGGGCAACACUGUCGCUUCCCCCCGCGCUGAGACAUCGCACUCUACAGAGACGAUGGCGGCAGCUAUGGCAGCGGCGAGAGAUGGGCGGAGGACAGAGGGAGAAGGCGGAGGGGGAGGGGGAGGAGGCGGAGUACUUGGGGAGAGAGUGGGAGCAGGAGAAGCAGGAGACCGCGGUCGCGCGGAGGGAGCGAGCGCAGGACUAGGCACUGCCAUUGCAUCGUCUGCCAGGCUUCGGCGAAAACUGCGCGGUGUGCGCGUUGUGAGGUAUGCGCAGGAGGAAGGGAUCCGCCGUUUGCCGCCUCGAUGUAGCGCGGCAAUUAGCGCAGGCAAUGGGCCUCUGGGUGGCGAUGACAACGCCGUACUGGUGGCCAUUGCUGCCGCUAUAAGGAGUUGCGCGAAGCGUGGUAGCGAUAGCGACAAGGGCGGCGGAGCGGAGAGUGUGGAGCGGAGCGAGGCUGCUGCAUCUUCGUCGUUGCCGCGGUUGUUGCAUCGCACAGAUAAAAGAAUGGAGUUGAGCUGCAUCGAGGUACUAACGAUGGCGCAAGUCAGGAAUGCCAUCCCCAAUGCAGACAUCUCGGAGCAUGCGCAGUUUACGAUCAGCAAAAAGGGAAUGUAUAAGGUGACAGGUGAGAGGAUUGAGGAUGGUGGGAGUAAAGACAAGGUUGAGCAAGGGGAUUGGUGGCUAAAGCAGGUCUGGGAGCAAAGGCCUGGUUGGCUUCGGGUGUGGAAUCCAAACCUUCCAGCCUUUCCAGUUCCUAUCAUUGCGCAGCGCUGGGAGAAGCCGUGUAAAGGUGACCAUACAGCACUGGAGACGGUGGCGAAUGUUUUGACGUCUGUACCUUUCAUUGUAAUUGGUCUAAACACUCAUCGGAUGGCCAUGAGCACACCUAAAUUAAAAACGAAGGAAAGUUUAAGAAUGUAUGGCAAGUCAGUAAUUGGAUGAUGGUUCGACUCAUUCUUUUGACGGCGGAUACGAGUUAUUCGCUUGAACCUUGAAGAGAAUUGAACACAGAUUCCAUUUGAUGGUGGAUUCAUGGAAUACCCAUCUCAUGUGGUGGUACUGUAAUCGUUUUAUGGCGGGGAAUCCGCCGGAAUUGAAAUGUAUCUAAAUGGAUAGAGUAAUCAUUUGGCAGCAGCUUGUCCACGUCGGGGUUACAGCACUCCGUUAUACGGACUUCAUCCUUUGGUGAGAGAGCUUGAAAAGCCCAACACCAUCAGCUAGAUGCCCAACCUGGAAGCUAGGUCACUAGCAGGCCGGAUAGCCAGAUAGCCAGCUACCAAGCAGAUCGAAUAGGUAGGCAGUCGGCUAACUAGCAGGCCAAAUAGCAGGGAUAGCAAGCAAGUACAUUUAUUCAAUCAAACACCGGUUGAAUCAUUCUGAAAGCAAUUAAGUUUGAAAUUGAAGUUGAUUGAACAAAAGCAAUACCAUGUC
Messenger RNA from Chara braunii, 1444 nucleotides. Lineage: Eukaryota; Viridiplantae; Streptophyta; Charophyceae; Charales; Characeae. The record is from the annotation of a GenBank genome assembly.